This is a messenger RNA of Talaromyces atroroseus, 639 nucleotides long. RefSeq lists its product as hypothetical. NCBI's taxonomy places the organism in Eukaryota, Fungi, Ascomycota, Eurotiomycetes, Eurotiales, Trichocomaceae. Gene Ontology annotation, molecular function: thiosulfate-cyanide sulfurtransferase activity. Bases 1 to 639 code for a protein of 212 amino acids. The record is from RefSeq and is a predicted model, not a curated record. The transcript has 2 exons. Gene Ontology annotation, cellular component: mitochondrion.
AUGUCAACAAUUUCGAUCAGCGUUGUAGCCCGCCGCGGCGCAAGCUCGGCACUUCGAGCGUCAUCGAGAAGCAUUACAUCGCAUGUUCAUCAUACGCAUCGAACAUGCAGGAACUUUUUGACAACUACAUAUCAGCCAUGCAAAGUAUCAGGCACCCCAGUGAACAACUUCCAAUCCUGUCAAUAUCAGCAACGGCGGAAGUACAGUUCUGAAGACCAGCAAUUCAAGCAAGUUGAAUUUGAAGAUAUCAAUGCCACACUCACCUCAUCCCGCUCCAAUACCAUCCUCGUCGACGUCCGCGAACCGGCUGAACUCGCUGCGACAGGGAUCAUCCCCGGCGCCGUUUCAGUCCCUCUUGCCUCACAACCAGAUGCCUAUUUCUUAUCCCCGGACGAAUUCGAGACAAGAUUUGGAUAUCCCAAACCUGGCUUUGAGGCAGUAGCUGAGGGGGCUUCGGAGCCCAGCAAAGCCGGAAAAGAUAUAAUCUUCUAUUGCAAGGCUGGUGUGAGGGCAGCCGCGGCUGCGCAAUUGGCUGCCCAGGCAGGCUAUGAUCCGAAGAAUAUAAAGGUGUAUCAUGGCAGUUGGUUGGAUUGGGCAGAUAAGAAAGGGAAGGUGGAAAAAUGGCAGGGGGGCGAGUAA